Molecule: messenger RNA, 1690 nt
Organism: Helianthus annuus (common sunflower)
Lineage: Eukaryota; Viridiplantae; Streptophyta; Magnoliopsida; Asterales; Asteraceae
Product: probable ubiquitin-conjugating enzyme E2 37
Exons: 6
Coding region: 141-1511 (456 amino acids)
Biological process (GO): DNA damage response; protein polyubiquitination
Cellular component (GO): nucleus
Molecular function (GO): ubiquitin conjugating enzyme activity
Source: RefSeq, a predicted model, not a curated record
AUUAACUUAAACCUCCAAAAACUCAAAUUCAAACACACAAAAUUUCAAAACCAAUAACCCAACCCAAUCCACCCAAAACUUACAAAACAAAACCCAACAAACAGAUCACCGGAAAGUGCUGACGUCAUCAAAACCCGGCAAUGGCACAAGCAGCAAGACUCAAUCUCCGAAUGCAAAAAGAACUAAAACUCCUCCUCACCGACCCACCGCCGGGAGCUUCUUUCCCGCACCUCUCUCCUUCUUCCGAUCUUCAGUCCUCCUCUCUAACCGCCAUUGAUGCCCAGAUCGAGGGUCCUGAAGGUACUGUUUAUGAAAAAGGGGUGUUCAAGAUUAAGAUUCAGAUACCUGAAAGGUAUCCGUUUCAGCCGCCGAUUGUGACAUUUGGGACUCCCAUAUACCAUCCAAAUAUUGACACCGGAGGGCGAAUCUGUCUUGAUAUUCUAAACCUCCCUCCAAAGGGUGCAUGGCAGCCAUCUUUGAACAUUUCAACUGUUCUUACGAGCAUUGGGUUGUUACUCAGUGAACCCAAUCCUGAUGAUGGACUAAUGUGUGAAGCUAGCAGGGAGUAUAAAUACAACAAACAAGUUUUCGACCAGAAAGCAAGAUCUAUGACCGAAAAAUUCGCCAGAUCUGAUUCAAGUCCGAAUAACGGUGGGAUUCAAUUUGUCACCGAUUCAAUCAUGAGUGAAGAUAAACCACCAGAACCGGUGAAAACUGAUCUGCGCGAGUACGCUGCAAGUUUUAAAAAGCUUUCAGGGACGGGUAGAAAGCUGUCACUGGAUGCUUCGUAUUCAGGAUCAAACGCACGGGAACGUGAUACGGGUAUGAAUGAAAUCACGUCAAACACAGUACGUCAGUCACCGAUACAAGAACCAAAAGAAGGUUCAAAAGAUACGUCAUUUGAGUAUGGUAAAGAUCAUGUUUUGACCGCAAUGAACUCUGAUCAUGUUCAAUAUAACAAACCACCGGUUAUUAGCUCUGAUCGUGAUCAAUGUAACGAACGACCGGUUAUUAGCUCGAAGAAACUAUGUCUUUCUAGCAAGAAUGUACAACACGGUAAAGAUCAUGUAUUGGAUUCAACCGUGGUUCAUGAUCUUGAUGCACAAAAGGAAAACUUGUUAAAGGAUCAAAAGAAAUCCUUUGAUGGAACUGGUUUAACUAACCCGAAACGCAAGAAGCUAGGUUUGACCGGAAAGAAACCGUCUACACCAUUUUUAGGCAUACCGCAGAACAAGAAAAAUGAUGAUAAAGUUUCAACUCCUGUUUCAAAACUUCCACGAAAGCCGCUCCAAACGCUAGAAGGAAAACAUAAUCGUAACAUGUAUUUGAGAGUAGAUGAUGAAGUUUCGGAUACAAAUGUUUCUAAAAACGAUGAAGAAACUUUGGAACAAGGAUUGUGUGAAGCUGAAGGAGUGAUUGUGUUGGAUAGUGAAGAUAGCGAAGAAGAAAAGCCGGUUGCUUCGAAGCCUAGACGUUUGAUUGCACGAAAACGUGUGUUGGGUAAAUACUAAGGUUUUAAUCGGUUGAUUCGGGUCAGAUUUGGUUUUCAAGUUUUGAGUUGUCUAUCAAGUUCGAGUUGUUUCCACAUUUGAAACAAACAUGUAAUGUUUGAGUUGACCUGUUAACCCCUUUAAUAUUAAACUUUUGUGUGUGCGCAUGUCUAUAACCACCGGUUACAACCUCAUUACCA